UAUAUGGUUUCUAUACUGUGAUAAAAGUAAGAAAUUACUCUUACAUGUCAUGAUAGAACAGAAAUCGAAGAAUUCCAAAUAAAUAACUCAUCCGUAUAAAUAACUCAUUCGGCGAUAAUUGAAUCUUGUAUCCUCAAUUUUAUACACCACACUAAUUCUUCAAUUUCUCAUUGAAAAAAAACACUAAAAAAGACACCUCGCGAACCAUGAUUUCGAUAUAACCUCAUGUAAUGUUACCUCUACCGCAGAAACGGCGACAUCGCAUUCUUCGGCAAUGUACCGGCCUGUAGAUUUGGAACUUAUAGUAUUUUAUGUUCUAAGAUUUAGAAGGCUAUGACUGGGCACGUGUUGGUAUUGGUAGUUCAAUUGGAAGUAUUUAUGUAUAUUCAAAAGAUUGGACUUUCAUUUAGAUCGUAAAUUUUUGAAUAAAUGAUGGAUAAAUCAAAUAAUUUUAAUAAAAUGUCCGAUGAAGAACGUAUUCAACUCGCUACCAAGUUGGACAAAGAAUUGGAAAAGUUUAUAGAUGAUUUACCAAAAAGCAAAUAUAAAGAUGGUUGGGCAGAAGACACUUGGGAAAAGGAAAUGGAAAGUCAUCCUUUUUUCAUGACCAAACCUCCGGAGGCUGGAGAAGAUUUACACCCGCUUUAUGAGGGCUUACAGCAAUUAAAAUAUGAUCCUACUGUCAACAGUCCACUAGAACUUGCAACUUCAUACAAGGAUGAUGGAAACUUCAAUUUCAAAUAUAAAAACUAUAGAUUAGCUGUAGUUGCAUAUACAGAAGGACUUAAGGCAAAGUGUGAUGAUGCAGAAGUAAAUGCAACCCUGCACAAUAAUAGAGCUGCAGCACAUUUUUUUCUGAAGAAUUAUAGGUCAUCUCUGAAGGAUUGUGAAUUAGCAAUUAGUCUUAAACCAGCUCACCUCAAAGCAUUAUAUAGAGCAGUUCAAUGUUGUUCAAAAAUGAAUAAACUAGAAUUAUGUAUAAUGUUUUGUGAUAAAAUCCUUGAUAUUGAGUCUGAUAACCAAACAUAUUUGCAAUUGAAAAAUGAGUGUAUUACAAAAUUGAACGAUCAAAGGAAAGAGGAGAAAUUGAAAGAAAGGAAUGAAAGGAAAAGAGAUAAGAUAGUUGGAAAAUUAUAUGAAGCUAUUGUUAAACGUGGUAUAAAAGUUAAGAAAGGGAAAGAUGGAUUAUUAGAAUUAUUCAAUGAUUGUUAUGAUCAAUUUGCAAAGGUACGUUUGGAGAAGGAUGGUUCUUUAACUUGGCCAGUUACACUAAUGUAUCCAGAGAAUCAUUACCAAGCCCCUGAUUAUAUACAAAGCUUUCCUGAAGGAGAUACAUUUGAGGAUAUAUUUAAAGUGGCCUUCAGCAACCCUGCAGAAUGGGACCCGCAGCAUAGAUAUAAAUUGGAUACUAUUAGUGUUUAUUAUAAAUCAAUAAAGAACAAAUUUGUCCCAAUAAGUUUAUCUGAUACUUUAGGAAAAGUUAUGGCUAGAAAUGAUUUUCUGGUUGAAGAAGGAACUCCCUUGUUCUACAUAUUUGUAAGGGGAAGUGAAUUGGAGAAAAUUAAUUUGAGAUGAAAUUGGAACUUGAGGUUUUCCAGGAAGCUUGGAGGAAUGUGAAAAUAUUUCUUUUUACUAGAGAGAACCAUUUUGUUCUCUUGAUCUGGUCUUGAGCAUGUCAAUGAUCUUUUAGAUACUGAUUCUAGAUGAUUUUUCAGGUUGGAAAACAUAUUAUGUAUAGAAAUUUUAUAUACAUGCAUUUGUACAUAUUUAAUAAAGUUUUUAGUUAUCGA
Harmonia axyridis is the source of this 1790-nucleotide messenger RNA. RefSeq names its product DNA polymerase interacting tetratricopeptide repeat-containing, protein of 47 kDa (gene Dpit47). The coding region runs from base 430 to 1575 and encodes 381 amino acids. The transcript is spliced from 7 exons. Gene Ontology annotation, molecular function: Hsp90 protein binding. Lineage: Eukaryota; Metazoa; Arthropoda; Insecta; Coleoptera; Coccinellidae. The record is from RefSeq and is a predicted model, not a curated record.